AUCAUGUUUGCAUACCUAACAGGGCUACCAUUUCGUGGCACCCUUGAAAGGAUCUCAAGGCACCCCAGGGUGCCACGGCACCCGGGUUGAGAAUCUAGCGGUCUAUAUUUUUGUUUUCUCCAGUGGCAGAGUGUGAGUUUAAGGAGCUUGGAUUUGCUCUGCUGCUCCUGCUCUGAAUCAGGAAGCAAGGGCAGCAUUUCUAUGCUUUACCAGCAAUGUCUGGCCAGCUGAGAAUGACUUUGAUUUAGCCCUGACUUGGGUGAUUGUUCCUUGCACAGGAACUAAUAAGUUCCCAGAUGAGAGCCCUUGUGAUCAGGCAGCUGAAUUCCUGUACGUCAGUCUCCUGGGUGUAAAGUGGGACAAUGCUUACCUACCUCUUAGCACUGGGAGAUCGGGACUAAACGAUAUUUCAGGCCUCUUUUGCCUGGUCAGUCUCUGAGCUGCUGGGUCUCUGCUUAGCGGGAGGGAACAGGGGACACAGGGCAAAAGAACGUGUUUUGUGGUUUUAAACUGCCUGGUAAACUCCGGGGCAGGAGACUGUCUUCCAGUGCAUGAAACCCUGUGCUUUGAACAGGGUCCAAAGCAAGGGAUUCGAGCAGCGUGGGGGAGAUGUAGAUAUUAGUAGGGGUAGUAUGUGUCUGUACACACAGCGCAGGGGUGCGCACCCCAGAGAGGUGGUGCAAUCUCCAUCCUUGGAGGUUUUCAAGACCCGGCUAGACAAAGCCUAGGCUGGGAUGAUGUAGUUGGGGCUGGUCCUGCUUGGAGCAGGGGGUUGGACUAGAUGUGACCCCCUGAGGUCCCUUCAGCCCUCAUUGUCUGUGAUUCUGUGAUCUCAGCUGUCCAGGCCAGGAUAUCCCCAGGAGUAGGGUGUGCCAGCAAAUGUGCCAGCAGUGGCCUGCAGAUCUGUGCAGGGCAUUUCACCACGUGCUGUCUGCCUGCAGGUCGUACCUGUUCCCCCUCCAAGCAAAGCAGAUCAGAGCUGCUCCGUGUGUGCUUGGGGGAAGUUCAUGGUGGCCUUGAGGGCUCCAACUGGGCUGCAGGGCCAGCGAAGGGCCCAGUCACCAUAGCUGUGCCAUUUGGGGAGCCACUUGGUGAAGAAGAAAGCGGAGAAAGUGCCGGUUGGAUUACCUCCGUCCCAGUCUAAUCAUUUCCUAACUUGGAAAAUAAUCCCAGCUUGCUGUACUCCAUGAUUGCAUGUUGCUGAACCUCCAGCUGCUCUAGUUUUACUACUAGGGCUAGCGUUUAGCUCACCAUGCCAGGCUGCAUGGCUCUGCAAUGGGGAUCACUUGUCACACCCAGAGGCCAUGCGGAGCUUGCAUUGAGCUACUGGCUACCUGCUUUAAACUGCGAUUCUGCCUCUGCAUAAGAGACUGAGGCAGACCUCGGUGAGACGAAGGCUUGUAAACUCUCGCGGGAUUUUCCUGGGCUUCUGGAGAAAGAGAGUGCUUUGGAGAGCGAGAGCCUUAGAGAGAUCCAGGGAACGUAUCUCCAAUGCCUGUGCCACUUUGGAGACAGGCUACAGAUUUCUGUAGCAGUUUGAGAUUGACGGCUGUUAUCCCAAGGGCUAGAAGGAUGAAGAUUACUUGACUUUCUCUUGCCAGCGGGUUAUGGAAAAGACUGAGAUGGCUUCUUUCCUUUUGAGCGCAGAAGCAUCUGGGUGACGCCCUCCACGGGGUAUGUGUUUAGGUUCAGAAAGUGUUGAAGAAUAAAUCUGUAAUGACAGCGGCAUGGGAAAAAUCUGUGUAAAGACCACAGCAGAUUUAUUGUUUAGUGGCUUUGUUUAAAAUCUAUUCCAUUUUAAAGAAGACAUGCCAUUUACAGUGUUCACGUAGUACCUACUGCAAUUAGGCCUCAAUGCAAAGUGUCAGCAUCGUUGUAGUACAGAUGGCAGAGCUUUACUUUCAGUAUCCAUCCAGACCGUGGGUAGGAACCAUUAUUAAUUAGGGGGUUUAUUUAUAGUCGUUACGAAACAUUAACAAAACUGCAAGUUUCCUUAUGCAUCUGGCGUCCCUCUGUGCUAGAUCAGGCAACCUAGACACCAAGCAGAGCUAGCAUAAAAGAUGUAUAAGCUUUUUGUAAUAUGUUCCCAUUCUUCACGUGCAUGGGCUGUUUUUUAUAUACUCUGAUUACUCGCUAAUCCUGGUCUGUUCCUGUUGGCGAGAUGUGCGCGCACAUACAUCGAGCGAGCUGACCCCAUAAAAAAUAAAAAGGCAGACAAGCCAGCAGAGUCCUUCUUGGGGCUGCGUGCCUGCUUUGGGAGGUUUUCUGUGCGGAUCUAUUUGGCUUUGCAUGCCAAAGCCAUUAAGACUUUGUUCUCUCCCAGUUUGUUUGCAAGAACAUGAUCCAUCUGGUAGACGGUUCCUGUUGCAAACCAGCUGGAUGGUAAUUAAAUAGGAGGGUGCUUGAUCUCUGUGAAAGAAAGGGGCAAAAUGAAGCAAACACAGGAAGCUUGGAUGAGGGCCUAACCCUUUGGAAAGGCGUGUGUUGUGCGUCGAGCACCAUCCUCGGAGCUUUGCCCUCUUGAAUCAACUUGCUGAUAAAAUGAAGCCGUGCUUUAAGGUGAACUCAGUCACCGAUCAGAAGCGCUGCCGCACGGUUGUAUAACGAUUCAGGCCAGGAGGUGGAGAACAGGUGUUUUCUGAUUUGAAGCAGUAGCUGGGUAGGUAGAAUACAAUUAUCAGGUCAUAUUUUGCCAUGGCCUCCACAGGCUCUGCUUCUGAGCUCUGAUGUUGCUCUAAGCGGCAAGCUACAUUUUCCAUCAGCGACUCCUCCAUCAUGCCUCUUGCAGCAUUGCUCUUUCAGGUGAUGAAUGGUGAAGAAUUUGUCUGAAAUGUCAGGUGGCCGUGCUGAGCGGUGUCUAUUCAGAAGGGGUUGUCCUGCAUACACAGUACCACGGUCCAACUGCUUCCCUGUCCGCUGUGUUUCAUUUUCUAAACGGUGAAAGCGUUUGCAAUAGUAGUGUCGUAGCCGUGACGGCCCAGGGCUGGGGCGGGCAACUUGUGGCACGGGCAGCCUCCGUGUGUGGCACGUGGCAGAUCGGAGAGGGAACGACCCAGAGGGCUGAGAGCGGAAAGCAGAGUAAGAGAUCAGGCAGGGAGCACAGGGCUGGGAGCAGAAAGUUGAGCAGCAGAUCAGGAGAGGCAAAGGGAUUGGAGUGGCACUUGAGGAGGGCUUGGGGCUAGUUUUUAGCAACCUGCUAAAAAGGUUGGCCCCCACUGGCCCGGGGAAUAGCUGAGAGGCAAGAUUUGUGGGACAAGGUAACUGGACCAACUGGAUCGUUGGGGGAGGUGCUUGAUCAGCUUUGGGGCACCAAAUGCUCUUCCUCAGGGCUGGGAAAGUGGGUCGUAGGCUGGAUCUGUUUCCUUCCUAGCCCUGGGAAGGUGUUUUGUGUGCAUCUAACAUCUCUCCCAGCUAUAUAGUGUGUCUUUAAAAGGCUAGCCAUGCAGGAUGCCUAACUGACCACCACGGAGACUGGUUAUCUAUCCAAAGUAUCUGUACAGUGCUGGCUUCUGGCAAGGAGAACGUCUGUCCUGCCUGUUUCCCUGCAAUAGGUAAGCUCACGCAGGGCCCUCAGCUUUGAGCUGGCAGGAUCGUCCCAGGACCAAAGGGUAGGUUAGUGCCUAAGGCCCCUCUCCUGAGAGGGGCAACAAGGGUAUCACUCGUGGUUGUCCCAUUGUCCGCGUACCUGCUGGCCACUGGCCAGUGAUUUCUCACCCGAUUCUUCACAGUGGCCUUGCAGUGACUGCUACUUACUCUUGGGUGGGUUUACUUUGAUUUUCAUCAGCCCCUUUUCAGUUGCCGUUUUUCCAAGGAGAUUAAAAGGCUGUCUUUUCAACAGUUGUCUUCUGAGUAGAUCCCUUGGUCCCGGUCCAAGUGCCUUUGGCAGUAGACACUUACUCGAGGUCCUCUCUUGCAACACCCUGACUCAUCCCCGGGAUAUACCACGGAAGCUGGCAGGAAGCAGCUAAGGGCGGUGGCCUGAGAAAUGACAGCUUUCAAGAUCCUAAUCACAGGAGCAUGUGUUUGGUAAUGACCUUCGUUGGUCCCCUGAGUGAUCUCGUGGGGCAAUUACAGCCCCCUCCCCAAAACGUACAUGCAGGUUUGCCGUACAAGGAGAAAUCACGAGCUGUAUCUAGCAAGAGCAUGGAAGCGGCUGCCUUCAUGUGCUUCGUUGGCUAAAAAGACUUGGUCUGAUAAGUCAGAUGCAAAGGUAGCCUCCCUGAGCUUCCCCGCUGACUCACUUCCCUCUUGCCUGCUCCUGAUAUGUGCAAGAUGACCAGCAGCCCAUGGUCAGGCAGGUGGGCCUAAGCCCUCAAGGGUACAUGCUGCCCAAACAAAUCUCAAAGGAGCUCUCGCCUGCCCUGGUUUAAUGAGCACCUCGCGUUAGGGAAUAGCAGCGUUCAGGUUUUUAAUUUGUUUCUCUGUAUGUGAAAUUGCACACAGAUAAUUUGCAGCACAUCCGAGUCCCCAUUCCAUGGUUUGCAAAAGCUUAUGAAUGCUCCUGUCAUUUGGGGCCUGACCUGUUUUUCAAGGACUGGCAGAUUGGGUUUUUUUGUAAUGUAGAGAAGGGUCCUAUAGACCGAGGCUGAUAAAUUAGGCCAGGGCAGAACUUCACGGCUGUUGGGGUGAAAAAUCUUACUAGUACCUUAAAGGGUGAAGUUGUUGUAGUACAGCUGACACAUGCAAGGGGGAAGUGGUGUUAAAAGGCCUCAGGUGUGAGGGUAUUUCCAUCCACCCUGCUUUGCCUAUCUAGCUGCAAACUAGGGCCCGCUAGCAAGAGCCACCUAGCUGACUUCUCUCGACUUAGGGGCAGAGAGAAAGGCGCUCUCCUUCUCUGGUGGGUGGCAAAGCGAAGGAGAGCUCAGAAUUGUUCACCUGAGUUCUUCCCUUAAAGCUUUUUGUUCUCAUCAACAGCUUUAUUUUUUGCUCUUUUUCUGUACGAGUGUGUUUUGCAGAAGGAAACUGUGGUUAAUCCACUUCCGGCUCAUACUUUUGGCGAAGAGUGAAAUGACAGUUGCUCCUGGGCCCGCGGGUUGAUGCGACAGCCCUCUGACAGCCCAUUACAGCACAGUGACUAGCCACGCGGUUGGGGGGAACGAGGUAGAGAAGUGGCUGCAGCAACGUGUUUUGCUCUGCUCAUCCUAGCCGGGUUCGUACAUGGAGAACGAGCCUGGAAUCGUGUCCCCUUUCAAACGAGUCUUCUUGAAAGGCGAGAAGGGACGGGAUAAAAAGGCCCAGGAGAAGGUUACUGAGAGACGCCCGCUUCACACCGUCGUGCUGUCCUUGCCCGAUCGAGUUGAACCAGACAUACUGCUGAAUGACUACAUCGAAAAGGAAGUUAAGUAUUUAGGCCAAUUAACAUCUGUCCCUGGAUACCUGAAUCCCUCCAGUCGUACUGAAAUCCUUCAUUUAAUAGAUAAUGCCAAGAGAGCACAUCAGCUCCCAGGGCAGCUGACCCAGGAGCACGACGCAGUGAUUAGUCUGUCUGCCUACAACAUCAAGCUGGUGUGGAGGGAUGGAGAAGACAUCAUACUCAGGGUCCCCAUCCACGAUAUCGCAUCGGUGUCAUACAUCCGGGAUGACUCCUCCCACCUGGUGGUGCUGAAAACAGCUCAGGACCCUGGGAUUUCUCCAAGUCAGAGUCUCUGUGCCGAAAGCUCCAAAGCCCUCACAUCUGGGUCGCUGUCGGAGAGUGGAGUGGUACCUGUCGAAGCUUGCUGUUUGGUGGUCCUGGCUACAGAGAAUAAAGUAACCGCAGAGGAGCUCUGCUCACUGCUGAGCCAAGUCUUCCAGAUUGUUUACACUGAGUCCACCAUCGACUUCUUAGACAGAGCAAUAUUUGAUGGGGCCUCGACACCCACGCGGCACAUGUCCCUGCACAGCGAUGACUCUUCUACAAAAGUGGACAUUAAAGAAUCUUACGAAACAGAAGCAAGCACUUUUUCCUUCCCAGAGUCCUUGGAUACAGGGGGCAACUCCCCCACUUCCUUCUCAACACAGCCGUCUCCACACGUUAAGACAGUUAGCGAAAGUGAGCUGAGCACCACGGCGACGGAGCUGCUACAGGACUACAUGAUGACGCUAAGAACGAAGCUCUCGUCCCAAGAGAUCCAGCAGUUUGCAAUGCUUCUCCACGAGUAUCGCAACGGGGCUUCGAUCCACGAGUUCUGUAUCAACCUGAGACAGCUCUAUGGGGACAGCAGGAAAUUCUUGUUACUAGGCCUCAGACCGUUCAUUCCGGAAAAGGACAGCCAGCACUUUGAGAACUUCUUGGAGACCAUCGGCGUGAAGGACGGGCGCGGGAUCAUCACGGACAGCUUUGGGAGGUACAGGCGGACAAUGAGCACCACCUCCAACUCUACCACCAACGGCAACGGCGCCGCCGGCAGCUCAGACGACCAGUCUGUGCCCUCAGAGGAGGACGAGUGGGACCGGAUGAUCUCUCACAUCAGCAACGACAUUGAAGCCUUGGGGUGCAGCAUGGACCGUGACUCCUCUUGAGAGACAGCAGGGGGGAGGGAAGGGAAGAAGACAAGGCAGCUCCCUCUCCUGAGGCUGCGUCCUUCUCCCUUCCAUCCCCCUUACGGACCUCAGCAACACUCGCUACCGUCUUCCUGACCUUUCAUUCGGAAAGAGGUUCUCGGGAUGAACCGGGGCGUGAUUACCUGCUCCUCCCUCCCUGCCUUGGCAGUGGCUUCACUGGCCCCAGCAGGCACUUUUGGCUGGCAGCUGGUGUCCCUUUACUGUGAAGGCGUGUGUGUGCACGUGUGAGCAAGGAGCCUGGGCUGGGGGACAAGAUAUGGGUCCCUUCCUCAGACUUCUUGCAGCAGCCUCCGUGGCUUCGUUCCAUCUUUGCCGCCACCACGACGGUCCGAGGUGCCCGGGGGGGUGGGAAAGGGGCUUAUGCAGAGGAGAAGGAGCAUUGCGCUAGGAGCCUCUGGCCGGUUUCAGUUUUGCACACAAUAUUCCUCUUGUAACUCAGACUCUCUCUCUUUCUCUCUUUUUUUUUUUUUUAAAUGAAGUUUACUACAAUGUGAAUAAUUUAAAUAUUUGUCGGUGUCACCAGAACAUUUCUAGCCGAAGCUGCAAGGUUGCCUGUUGCAGCACCAAUGCAUUUGCUGGCCCGAGAGGGAGCUUUGCAAACACGACUGCCUUGCCCCGCCUUUGCAGUUGGCUGCCACGGACAACCUUGGCCGUUAUCCGUCUAGCGCUUAGGUUUGGGUGCGGCAUCUCAUACAGGUGAACGAUGGUGUGCUUGGCACCCUCCUUGCCCAAAACCUGGUGCUGAGGCCUGUCUUGCAGUCUGGUGUGGCUGGCAGCCGUUGCUUGGGAAAAGCAGCGAAGGGUGGAAGCACGUAGUUACCUCUUAGGAAGCUGCUGGUCAGGCCUGAUGUGUGUAGGUGUUGAGUGUAUGGGUGUGGGGGUGUGGGACCGUGUCCAGUUCUGCCAGCCCCCCAGUCUACACAAGCACAGCUGUUCACUCAGUCUCGAUGCCAGGCCAGUUCCCUGCUGCUCCCUCAAGGGUGCCAUGGUGCACGUAUGCCUCCGCAGCACCCCGUGCAUGGGAGAGCUUGCGCACCUCCUGCUGGGCUGGUUUGGAGGCAGUCAGAGUGCUGAAUAUAUGCAAGGUUCGACCCCGAAGAAGGGCAGGGAAUUUCCAAAGGGAUGUGACAUUGGCACGUUCAUCUGCUCAGGACUUCCACUGUAAAGACGCAGUAACCAGGAAAUCCUAAAUCUGGCUGAGGCUGAACCUCAGUGGCUCUUUUGGGGGGGGAUCUCUGUUCUGUUGGGAGGGCGAGAGUUGGCAGCAGGUCGAAGAACUCACGAAGUAAACUUUCUACAAAGCUAGCCAUGGGGUAUAUAAUGCAGUGUACACAUUGGACAUAUCAUACAUGCAAUUGUACUUAUUUUUUUAUCCGCGUGUCAUGCCAUAACGUCCGUACCGCCCGCUGCCAUGGAGCUGUGGAGGAGCACGGCGGCUGAGACGUUAGCCAUCACAUCCUGAAAGGCCCUAUCCGUUACAGCGCUCUGUGGGGGGAGCAGGCACUGCUCUCCUUGCUGUAACCAAAAGCUCUUCAGGGAUACAAGGUACCAGCCCCAGGAAGCUGGACCGAGCCAGCCUUUCUUUUCUCCUUUCAUAAAAGAGAAAUCCAGAGGGAAUUUCAGUGUGUCCUGAGCACAAAUGCCAACUGGCCUAGCGAGCCGUUCUCUUCCCCCAGAUCCUGGUGCUUCAAGGCCCUGGUUUUUCCCACCUGUUGCCAUUUGUAGUUUGUACACAUGGUGCUGCCGAGCUGACGCGCCGCAGCGGGAUUCCUCUCGCUGGACCUAAGGGAAGACGCCCAGAUGAGAGUUCAGGGUUCAGCUUGCUGCUCUUCUAACAGGUUUUCCUCGUCUUCGGUUGAAUUGGAAGAUAACGCUGCCAGCUCGCGAUGGGGCAACAGCUAAAGCUGAGCCAUGUUAAAAGGCCACGCAGAUUUCUUGGCGCUCUUUCGGACCCUCUACGUUUCGUUUUUUCCACGAGGAGCCAGCUCGAGCAUGAGCGGGACUGACACACGAGUUACUGCCUAGGAGUGGCCUCUCGAUGAGAGCAGAACUGGGCCCGGGAAAUCCAGGGACCCAACGGGCCGGUUUCUUAGGACAGGGAAUCUCGUGGCUUGGGUUAAAGACCCUUCAGCUGAGCAUGAGUUGCCAGUGCCGCAGUUUGAGUCCCCAAGUGUCUGGCCUUGCCUUGGGAGGAUCCUCGGGGAGGAUUUGUUGCUUCCUGCCUACCUGUGAUAAAUAGCCUGGGCAGCAGCCGAAGGAGCGGGAGAGGGGAACGCUUGCUGGCUGCCUUGCCAGGCGCUGGCGUCCUGUCCCUGGAAGCAUGUUCUUCGGAGCGCUGGACCUGUCCACAUUGCAGCAUCCCAGGUGGCUGCUGUCCUGGAGCCUUUUGCCUGCCGUUCACUGCUUCAUCUUACUGCUCCUCUGUAUCUCACCUCGCCCCCCGAAAACAUCUGAAGCUUCUUGACAUUUCUACCUCUCCGGCACCUAUCAGCAAUCGUGCGCCGCUUCCCCAGCCCCCUGUUCUUCAUUUAGCCAAGCUAUUUAUGUUAUUUUUCCCUCUAUAAAUCAAUCCCCUUGACCGCUUCUCUCCAUUUGAGCCUGCUUGCCGGGACCAGCUUUGUGGCCCCUGGCAUGGUGGAGCAUCUUCCUUGCACUUUCGAGGGGGCACAACAGGGGCUCUGAGGUCUGUGGCAAGGAGUCGGGGCCCAUAACAGGUCCUUGUCGCUCAUCUCCGGGUGUCUGUCACCGUUCCUGAACUUGGCUUGCAUCACAGCCAUGCCCGGUGAAGGAUGGUUUGUCUCGGCCCCCCACCCCAAACACGCCAGCUGUUCAUGCCAAGAAGAAGGGGAAGGGUGGGAACGGGCGUUCCGGUGGCAGACGUACUUCCCUUGCACCACAAUCAUCCUCUUACAUUAAAAGGAACGAGUGCAGUGUUCAUUUGUGUAUAUAUCGGUGCUUUUCCCCCCUCAAAUUUGUGCUUGGGGCGGGGAGGAAGUUGUUGACUGCGAAGUCACAGUGCAGCAUUCACUCUGCACAAACCAGGCUCGCUGGUCGACUUCUUGCACGGGUUGCCUUGCCCAGCAGUGGAGUGCAGGCCAUCCGCGGGGAGGAGAUCGGCUGGAUCGCCUGGAAUCGGAUGGUUAGACGCACGCCGUGGAGGCACCUGGGAAGGCGGUGGCAGGUGUACGAAGCAGGGACGGCCCCCACGGCCCUCCUUAGGGGAUGGUCAAGCACACAGCACGCUGGCCAUCUCCAUCGGGUCCAGUCUCUGAAGAGCUUCACCACGGCACUGCCCUCAAGGACACUUGCCAGGAGAUCUCCCAGCCCUGACUCGCUCUUUUGCAAAGUUGGUAAUAAAACUGCCGUGUCCCCACGCAGCGCGACGUUCACAUCCGCGAUGCCUCAGCAUAGCAGCCCGUCGUGGUAGUGUCAGCACAUCUUGAUACGACGUCCUGGUCGGAGCAAAGACGGGGCAGCAGGUCGGAGAUACCAGUGCUUGGGACGUAGAGUAUCCCGCAAGUCAAAUGCAUGGGAUGGAGGCAUGGAAAGCAAAGGGUGUCUCCUGUUGGAUGAAGCUAUCUGCACACUCCCAGAAAACCAGGCUCCUCUCUCCGUCUGUUGGUGCAGCGUUUUCCAAGAUCUUAUUUGGGAAGAGUAUCAACUGGGCCAAAUGUGUCCCUGGGGUAGCUCUGCAGCAUACUAAAAUCCAGGAUUUAGGCUGCCUUAUCCCAAGAGGAGAUGCUUUCCAAGUCGACGGUAACCAGAUGUCGAGAAGAAUCUAUAGCUUCUCGCAUGAUGCCUCAGAGGCGGGGGAAGAGGAAGAAAGCCUGUUACCUGCUGGUGCUCAGCACUUUCUCCCAGCACCGAGGGACUAAAGAGGGCAUUCUCCAAGUGUCAAGAGCAAGGUCCUCGAUGAAGAGGAUCCUGACGUAGCCAGUUGCAGCUGGCGCUGGCCAGGUGCUAACCUCCCACGAAAGCUGCAGGAGUUUCGUGGCUUUGGGUCCAGCCUGAGCUCGCACGUCGCUUCCCUGCCUCGAUAGAGAACCUGGGUUUCCGCUCUGCUGCCUGACUCCAGCGACGUGGAGGGAUGUGGUGGGUCCAGCCUGCGGCCCGUUUUCUCUGGACGACGGCCACAAGUAAUGUUUGCAUCCUGACUCGGCUUUGGGAGGAAGCUCUGAGAGCCCACGGCCUCGGGCUGUGCCGUGGGGACCUCACCGGAGUGGGGAAAGUCAGCCUGGGCUUCACCCCGUGAGGGAGGAGCAGGGCGGCACGGAUGGACGUGGUACCCCUGACCCAAAGGGCUGGCCGUGCUUCUCCACCCAUCGCUCGCUGCAUCCUGCUCUGCUGCUUCACCCCUCCGUUGGGAUUCCCCGCGGAUUCCUGCUUGGCGCCUCGCUGGCGGGGCCAGAGGGAUGGUGACUUGGACACGGCGCAGGCAACGACGGGGUCUCGGGCUAUGCAGGGGUCCUUGGUCUCCUUAACCCUCGUCAGGGCAGCCUGACCAAGCCUGCGCAGCCUGAGACCUCGACAGGUCCACACAGCCGCCAGAUCCUGCACGCUGGGCCCUGCAGGGCAGAACAAGGAUCCUUGCCCUCGAUCUGCAGGGGAAGAGGCUUGUCGCUGGUGCCGCUGUUGCAGACCUGGGGGUGAACUAGCCAUGUCACCUACUCCCUGCAGCCUGUCUGCGGGACCAAGGCCUCUGGCGGGCAUGUGGAGGGAAGAUCCCUAUCAAGGCCGCGCAGCACAAAGCCCAGCGGUACGUUGCUGUCACGAGGGGCGUCUCCCGGACCUGUGCCCAGCAUGGACUUCUGAGUGCCUUUUUGUACAGUCACGGUUACAACAGUCCUCGGAGGCUGGUGCGAAUCAAAGACCCUAUUUUUGAAACACUUGUACAGCGAGAUCUCUAGUAAGGGAGACCUAACAGCUGCAGUAUUUUUGUAUACGCCGUUUGGGGGGCACCGGGACUAAAUUGUGGCGCACAGCUGUGUUCUUCAUCAUCAUCAUCACUUUCGAUGGAGCAGGUGAGUGAGAAACGGGUGCUGGAGCCCGGAUCGGUCCCGAGUUGCCCUUAAGCACACCUCCCUCCUUCCCCCCCGGGUCUGCCGGGGAAAGACACGGCCCUUUCCUUGCUUGUGACAGGCUUUCAGGUGGUCCGAGCUACCAAAGAUCCCGUCGAGCUCAGCACGUCGACACGGGGAUGGUGCGUCUGGGUUGAGUUGUGAUGCUCUUUGCCUUGGUUUCACCCUGACGUUAUUUUGAUGCCGUUUGGGGUUUUGGGGUUUUUUUUGUAUGUCUGUAUGUACGUUUGCUUUAUGUAUGGAGUAUUUGUUACAGGUAAAUAUAAUUCUGCACCUGA
Molecule: messenger RNA, 11899 nt
Organism: Alligator sinensis (Chinese alligator)
Lineage: Eukaryota; Metazoa; Chordata; Crocodylia; Alligatoridae
Gene: CCM2
Product: CCM2 scaffold protein
Exons: 10
Coding region: 5158-6501 (447 amino acids)
Biological process (GO): heart development; vasculogenesis
Source: RefSeq, a predicted model, not a curated record